AUGGCGGGCACCUGUUCGACGCUAUGCUUGAUUAUCAUCACGCUAUUCAUUCCCCCGCUGGGUGUCUUCAUGAUCUCCGGCUGCGGCGUUGACUUCUGGAUCAACGUCCUGCUCACCAUUCUCGGGUACUUCCCAGGUCACAUCCAUGCCUUCUACCUCGAAUACGUCUACUAUGAGCGUCGCAAGCGCGACCCCUUAACCCGCGCCUCGCAGCGCCCUGCUCCAGGAGUUUACUCCGAGCGCAUUCAGCAUGGCGGACACCACGACUCGCCGCCUAACUAUGGCACUAUCUAA
Messenger RNA from Penicillium atrosanguineum, 294 nucleotides. RefSeq names its product YqaE/Pmp3 family membrane protein. NCBI's taxonomy places the organism in Eukaryota, Fungi, Ascomycota, Eurotiomycetes, Eurotiales, Aspergillaceae. The record is from RefSeq and is a predicted model, not a curated record. Gene Ontology annotation, cellular component: membrane. The coding region runs from base 1 to 294 and encodes 97 amino acids. The transcript has 3 exons.